Messenger RNA from Molossus molossus (Pallas's mastiff bat), 1213 nucleotides. It is a transcript of the gene SUMO1, whose product is annotated as small ubiquitin like modifier 1. Gene Ontology annotation, biological process: protein sumoylation. The transcript has 5 exons. The record is from RefSeq and is a predicted model, not a curated record. Gene Ontology annotation, cellular component: PML body; nucleus. Lineage: Eukaryota; Metazoa; Chordata; Mammalia; Chiroptera; Molossidae. Gene Ontology annotation, molecular function: protein tag activity; ubiquitin-like protein ligase binding. The coding region runs from base 146 to 451 and encodes 101 amino acids.
GGAAGUGACGCGAGACAUAGCGGAAGUCGCUCCAGACGCGGUGUUGUGCUGUGGGGAAGAGAGACGGAUUUGUAAACCCCGGAGCGAGGUUCUACCUACUUGAAGCCGCUGCUGUGCGGAGACCCCGGGUGAAGCCACCAUCACCAUGUCUGACCAGGAGGCAAAACCUUCAACUGAGGACUUGGGGGAUAAGAAGGAAGGAGAAUACAUUAAACUCAAAGUCAUUGGACAGGAUAGCAGUGAGAUUCACUUCAAAGUGAAAAUGACAACACAUCUCAAGAAACUCAAAGAAUCAUACUGUCAAAGACAGGGAGUUCCAAUGAAUUCACUCAGGUUUCUCUUUGAAGGUCAGAGAAUUGCUGAUAAUCACACUCCUAAAGAACUGGGAAUGGAGGAAGAAGACGUGAUUGAAGUUUAUCAGGAACAAACGGGGGGUCAUUCAACAGUUUAGAUAUUCUUUUUAUUUUCUUUUCUUUUCCUCAAUCCUUUUUUAUUUUUAAAAAUAGUUCUUUUGUAAUGUGGUGUUCAAAAUGGAAGUGAAAACUGACCCUUUAUCUCUUUAAAACAUCUGGUAAUUUCAAUUCUAGUGCCCAUUAUUCAUUAUUGUUUGUUUUCAUUGUGCUGAUUUUUGGUGAUCAGACCUAAGCCCCUUUCACGUUGCCCUCUCUUUUUAAAUAUUACAUGUGUGCACAGGAAGGCUGCCUUUUUCAGGACUGUGCAUCUUCAGGCUUGUAAUAAAUAAGGUCGACCAUUGCAGGUGUUCAUAAUGACUUCUAAUUGGCCCUGAAGUUCUAGCAUGUGAUUGCUUCACUCCUGGACUGUGACUUUCAGUGGGAGAUGGAAGUUUUUCAGAGAACUGAACUGUGGAAAAAUGACCUUUCCUCAACUUGAAGCUACUUUUAAAAUCUGAAGGUCUGGACCAAAAGAAGAGAAAUAUCAGGUUGGAGUCAAGAUGACAGAUAAGGUGAGAGUAAAGACUAACUCCAAAGAUGGCUUCACUGAAGAGAAAGUAUUUUAAGAGUAAAAAAAAAAUCUUGUCAGAAGAUCCCAGAAAAGUUUCAUUAGCAGUUAAUAAAGUUAUUCAUGCAUAAGGGUAUACAACAGAGCACUGCUCUUUUUGAUUUUAUUUGUACUUUUUGGCCUGGGAUAUGGGUUUUAAAUGGACAUUGUCUGUACCAGCUUCAUCAAAAUAAACAAAAUAUUUGUAAAAAUC